This is a messenger RNA of Beauveria bassiana ARSEF 2860, 441 nucleotides long. RefSeq lists its product as uncharacterized. The transcript has 2 exons. NCBI's taxonomy places the organism in Eukaryota, Fungi, Ascomycota, Sordariomycetes, Hypocreales, Cordycipitaceae. The record is from RefSeq and is a predicted model, not a curated record. The coding region runs from base 1 to 441 and encodes 146 amino acids.
AUGCGCUUCUCUCUCCCCGUCUUCGUUGCCCUCGUCGGCGUCGCCGUUGCCGUCCCGACUCUCCCCGUCACCGGCUCCCCCGUCACUGGCCUCCUCGGCAGCAACGACCUCGUCGGUGAGCUGACCGGUGUCGUUGACCAGGUCGAGGCCGGCCUCGGUGUUCAGGAUCUCGAAGAGAGACUUGACGCCCUCCUCGGCUCUUCCCUUCUCAAGGUUGAGUCUGCCAUCGGCCAGCCCCUCGCACAGAAGCUCCUCGCACUAGUUCAGGGCGGCCUUUCUCCGCAGAUCGUCCACGCCGUCGCUCAGGGUAUCGCCCUUGUUGAGCAGGGCGUCGCCAUCCAGACAGUUGACGCCUACGUCAAGGGUAUGACUGAUGGUGCCGUCACCUCUCUCGACAAGGCUCUCGGCAUGGACAAUAUUCAAAAAGUCCUACAGAUCUGA